UGUAGAAGAGCAUCCCCCCAGUCGAGUCCGGGACUUUAGCCACGCCGGUCCAGCACACGACGCAAGUCACGCCCGUUUUUUUUUUUAUUUAUUAAUGAAAUCGAAGCCAGAAAUUGAAUUGAAAGAAAAAAAAAAAAAAGGAAAUCAGAGGACAAGAGAAAACUCAAUAAUAAAUUGGUGUCCAUGUGCUAGUGUGUGUGUAUGUGUGUAUGUGUGCUAUCGUUGAAUAAGUGCAUCAUUGUGUCAGUGGAAGAAAAAACGAAUUGAAAUGCAACGAUGGCUAUUAUGAUGUGCUGAGAAAUUAGUACGUGAUUAGUUGUUGGAAAAAUGGCGGCCAUCAAGCACAACGGGUUGAGCCACAGCUGUAGCAACAGCAGCAGCAAUAGCAGCACUAAUGGUAGCGUGAUGGGUGAUUGUCACGUUACCGCAGAUGGGGAUUCGUCGCCUGGAUUUGAAUGGGUCGGCGCAUCGUGCGGCCACCACGGCACCUACACCUUUUACAAGGCGGUCAAGUUGUCUACGCCAAUGCAUCGACGUGUCCUCGCAUUGGGCGAUUUCUUCUUUGUUAAAAUGUGGACAGAUCAGGAAAUCGUUUCAAUCGGUGAGCUUCAAUUAUUGUGGGAGGACGACAAAUUUCCCGUACACAACAACGGCCAUCAUCAUCACAAUCAACCAUCUUCGCCUCUAGCCAGUCUCAAGUUGUACUUUCUGCCCGAGAACACACCCGACGGACGACACGAGGAACACGGCGAGGAUGAGGUAGUUUCUAUAUCGGAGAAGGUUGUGUUGAAAAUUUCUGAUUUGGCGACGUGGCUCGUUGACGAUGUCAAAUGGGAGAAAGGCGCUCCUUCCGUGUGGGAGCGCCAGUGCCCUACUCCGCCGCCGUCUCCACCGGAUUCGCCGAACGCGGCCGAUGCGACGGAAGGAGCGGCCAUUCCGCCUGCUGGCGCUAAUCUCGGCGUGCUGGACAUGCGCGACGUCAUCAAGGAGAAACAAUCUAUCGGUGAUGCAACUGGAUCAUCCAACGUCCUGGUCUUGAGUUAUCCGGCUUACUGUCGCUAUCGGUCGACACUCAAGCGGCUGGAAGGGCACAACCAGACGGAUUACAUGCGCCAAGCUGUGGUCGAGGCCAUCGGCGGACGGGCAGCUCCUCUACCCAACACGCGUGUCGUCUUUUGUAAAAAUACAUUCGACUAUCCCGAACUCGAAGAUCACGAACUUUUGUGCAAUCAUCUCGCACCGAAAUGGAAGGGCCGUCCGAGGAAAAUGCUUAAAAAGCGAAGUCAUUCGCCUGGAUCGGAAUCGAACGAGUCUGAAUCAUCCGUCAGUACCGUUACCUCUUCCUAUAGGAGUAAAGAUUCACCUAUGAAACCUGGAAUUCGAAACGUUCCUACUCCAUAUCGAGCUGGUGACAGGCCUAAGGGUGAACAAGUGUUCAUGCAGAAAUUGCACAAAUUCAUGGCCGGACGAGGGACGCCGAUUGGCAGACUGCCCAGUUUGGGAUUCAAGCAACUGGAUUUGUUCCUGUUCUACACCAAAGUGCAAAGAGCCGGCGGAUACGAAGCGGCCGUGGCCAACAAACAGUGGAAAGGCAUCUACAUCGAGUUGGGUGGCCACCCGAGCAACACGAGCGCCGCCACUUGUACUCGACGACACUAUGAAAAGUUACUGCUACCCUACGAACGACAUGCCAUGUCGUUGGCGGCAGAAGAAUCUUCAACGGCCAGCACUUCCGUCGCCACUCCGCCAAAGAAGCGCAAAAUUUCCGACGUUUCUGAUCUGCCAUUUGAGCCCGCGGCAGCGCCGGCAGAGCACGUUGACGAUGAGGAAGACAAGAAGCAACAGCCGCCAUCUAACGGUGGCGGUGGUGUGGAUGCUGGACGGAUGGAUCGGUUACGGAUCGUCGAGAGUUGCCUGCCGCAACCAACGGACGAGACCUCUAAAUCACCAAAGAUUGUCGAGAGUCCAUUACCGGGUUCGGUCAUUGUCCGACAUCCACAACCGCCACCGCCGCCUCCGGAAGCGCCCGACGAUGGUGCCCAUUCCGAGCCGGAAGUCGUGAUUCUGUCGCAUCCUCCUGCAACGUCUCAGCCUAUCGCCAAAGUGGCCGUGCGGAGUGAUUUGACUCGUCCAGCCGACGGAGAGGUUCCAGCUGAAAUGAAGGAACAGUUGAAAUCGGUAGCAGAAUGUUCCAGUUUAAAUCUUGCCGGAUUAAUGGCAGCCGGUGAUCGGGCCAACCUAAUGGCCGCCGUGGCUGCUGCAGCUGCUUCGGGCGAUACCAAACAACUCUCGGCAUUGGGCGAUUUCGCUCGAUACGCACAACAAUUGGAUUCAACAGCCGCAUCGGCCGCCAAACUCAAUCGGAAUAAAGAGUCUAAGAACUAUCCGGCCAGUGGUGAAGUGUCAAAGGAUGGCGACAUCAGGCGACCGUCGGUCAUUCAAAAGAACUUGGUCGAUGGUAGGACGAGUAAAAGCGGCCAGCCAUCGAGCGGGUCGUCUGCCCAGCCGACGGGAUUGGGUCCACCUCCUCCGGCUCAUAGUCAGAAACCAGUCACGUUGCCCAGCAUUCCGGCUGGAGAAGUUCCGGCUUCGGAGCAAUUGCGCCAGUGGUACGCACAGAUGCUUUCGGACAAAGCGACGGGCGGGAACCCGUUGCCGGCCAGCGCCGCUGCCAUGUUGGAAUUGACUUUAAGACCGCCCACUCCGGCGGCAGCUACUCCGUCCAUCUUCGUCCCGUCUCGCCGCAUCUACGUCGAUCCCAACUUGGACAUCAAGAGGAAUCGCAAUAGCACGGCCCUUGCGGCUGGAUCGUCCUCCGCCAUCCCGGCUGCGCAUUCGAAAUCAGCCAUGUCCGUUUCGAACCAUAAAGUGUCGCCGACACCAAUCAACACGGGACCACCACCUCUGCAAAACAUCACUCCGCCUCGUCCGGCUGCAUCUCGACCGGUUGUAGCAGCUCAGACCAACCACGUCCGCGCUUCUACUGCACCUCAGUCACUGGCACCGGCAGCCCGGGUUGCCGCCAUUCCACUGGUUGACUUGACUAGCCGAUCCAUCAACAACAUGAAAACGGAAGAUCAUCAUCAUUCCGGCAGGAAAGCAUCGCAGCCAUUUGCCGCUCAUCCUUCUAGCCAGAUGGAAGUGAAUGGCAAACCGUUGCUGGAUUUGAGCGCACACCAACAGAACAAGCUUGCAGGCCUACCCAAGUGGAACAGUUCGCCGCGAUCCGGCGAUGUGUCGAUUAGCCUCAACGUCAAAAUCGAUGGCGUCGGAUCGGAUGCGAAAACAUCCAGCGGUGCCAGUAGUUCGAACGCGCAACGUCAUUCCGUCACGGUCGUUCCACUCGUCAAAGAAGAGAUGUCUAAUUCUCGGCAGCACCGGAAGGAGAAAGAGAUGAAGCGGAUAGAUCGCGUAUCCGUCACGCCCCAACAACAGCAACAACAGCAGCUAUUACAACAACAGCCGCAAGCACAGCCCCAAGCGCAGCCGCAAAGUUAUCCACGAAUGGUCGACAGUUUGGUGACCAUGAAUGCCUCUUCGUCGAGUGGAGCCUCCUCAAUGACCAAAUCCGGUCCAACUAUGACCUCUUCGCACUACGGCGGAUCGUCGUCUUCUUCCGGGGCCAGUAAACCGACCACAUCCAGUUCGUCAGCCGGCCUUCAUGCAGCUUAUCCGGCGUUACUUGAUCCGGCGCUAGCGUCUUACUAUUCGUCGCUGUAUUCGUCACACAUGUACAACCUUCCGGCCGGGGCUUUUAUGGCCGCUGCGGCUGCCGCGGCACCGCCGCAGCUUCAACACACGCCAACCUCGUCAGCCAUGUUCCACCACCAUCAUCAUCAGCAGAUGGUGGCGUCUAGCGCGGCGGCUGAAGUGACGGCUCAAGUCUAUAAGGAUAUGAUUCAACGUGGCUAUCCGCCAGCCUUGGCACCGGUCCUUCCUCCCGGACUGAGUGGCCUGCCUGGAUUAAGUUCCCUCGGAUCUUUCGCCGCCUCCAUGUACUCGCCAUUGGGCGGGGGGAAAGAUUCUACUCCGGCCGAACGUUCUCUCCCCAAAUCAUGAGAGUUCCAUCUUUUUUGAUGAAGAUCUUGUGACGAUACAAUUUAAAACAAUAAUAAUAAUAAAUUGACAAUUUGUUGUGCGCGCGCGCGUGUGUGUGUGUGUGUGUGUGUGUGUGUGUGUGGGUGUGCACCGACGUGUAUGUGUGUCAAGGAUUUUGUGCUUCAAUUUGUAAAUGGAUAGAAGCUCCUGCAUUGGGAGGCUACCGAUGGAAUCGAUUCGCAAACAAUUAUUUUUGAUCCGAUUGAUUUCUUCUUUUUUUUUUCAAGGUUUAUAAUGCCUGAAACAAAAAACAAAUCAGUCCGGUCUUGGCUCGUAUCCAUCGUUUUUAUGUGUCCAGAUUAACUGUUCGUUUUAAAUGAUAUCUCUUAAGAGUUGCAUCUGUCGAGUCGGGAAAACAUUUUGUAUCACAGAAUCGCUUGGCAAUGAAAUUUGUACAUAAGACCCAAUUUUUUUUCUCCCCUUCCACCACUUUAAAUUUCGGAACUGUACGUUAAUUGCAUCCGUUUCUCUCACCAUCCUUCUUUCUGUCGUGUGUUUUUUCUUCCUUUCUUUUCCUGCCCUUCCAUUACCUCAUUUCGUGUGUUGAUGCCGGCAAAAUGGACCGGUCGUCUGUGAGUGUAUCCCAACGGAGAAAACGUGAUGUACUCUCGCAAGUACACUGCAUUAUAUUUCUACAAA
Messenger RNA from Daphnia carinata, 4737 nucleotides. RefSeq lists its product as uncharacterized. The record is from RefSeq and is a predicted model, not a curated record. Gene Ontology annotation, biological process: regulation of transcription by RNA polymerase II. Gene Ontology annotation, cellular component: nucleus. Lineage: Eukaryota; Metazoa; Arthropoda; Branchiopoda; Diplostraca; Daphniidae. Gene Ontology annotation, molecular function: transcription cis-regulatory region binding.